This is a messenger RNA of Sinocyclocheilus anshuiensis, 2128 nucleotides long. Its product is annotated as E3 ubiquitin-protein ligase RNF182-like. The coding region runs from base 1364 to 2107 and encodes 247 amino acids. Lineage: Eukaryota; Metazoa; Chordata; Actinopteri; Cypriniformes; Cyprinidae. The transcript is spliced from 2 exons. The record is from RefSeq and is a predicted model, not a curated record.
ACAUGGAAAGAGAGAGGAGGAAAAACAAUGAAAUGUCUCGUAAUGGGAAUGAAAUUUGCAUGUUUGCCGCUCUCUUUUUAACAUCCACUUGCAUCACUUGUUUGCCUCUGUCAGAUCGGAGUGAGUCACGUCCACAGGGAAUCAAGAAAUACAGGAGCUAAUUACAUUUGUAAUCAACUUAUAUGGCCUUCACUUGAAUGGCUUGCCACGCCUAUGGCUAGCGCAAAUGAGGAUCUCCUUUAGCCACUAUUUUAGCAAAGUAGUCAAUGAAACAUACAUUUUUGCCAUAUACAAGGAUGUAACCAAAUACUGCGGAUAAAAGUUUAGGAAUUUGACAUAAAAAAGUCAACAACUAGCCACUAACCUUGAUAUUGGGAGGAACAACUAGAACUGUUUUUGGCCGGCGGUGUGCAUGCUUUCUAUCACACACACCCACCCCUAUGUUGACAUCUAUACACCUAAUAGGAAGGGCUUGAUGAAUGCAAAGGGUUUUUAGCGGUGCUGGCUCAACGACACUAGAAGGGUUUUACUCACACAAGGUAAGUACAGAUAUCAAGCUAUUCCCUCUUGCGUUCUUCAGAUCUGCCGCAAAGUGUUAACAUUUGGCAUUUUGCAAACAAUUACAUUCUUAUCUACAUAACACGUCUGUGUCUUCUCUCAUUUUUUUGUAGAAUGAACAAAGUGCUUGGAGGGACAAUGUGAGCAUUCAGAGUUGAAGGUCAUAAUCAAGUGUAGCCAUUACUGGAAGAAAAUAUCUGGCAGUAUUCAGGAUGAUUCUGCUGACUUUAUCUGAAUCUGCGAUUCUUCCACAUCAUUCUAGAAUCAGUUAUGGAUAACAAGGCAAAAACACACUCUGUGUCCAGACUCUGAUUUCAAAGGAACUUAUUUUUGGACCUCUCUGAUGUCAACUAACUUUAUUUCUUUAUUGCUUCUUUGGUUUUGUCUUUCUCUAAACCAUGCUGGAAAAACCCAAGUAAGUUCUUUAAUUGAGUGCGGACAGUGAAUGGAGAUCCUCAUUUAGCAUGCAAUGAAUUUCUGUAUUGUGUUUUAGUAUAAUCUGCUUGUCAUAUAUACAUCAGGGUGUCUUAUCAUGGACAUAUGUAUAAUGUUAAGCUGUCCGUCAAGACUCAAUUUUGCUUUUGUGGACUUCUAAUCAGCAGUAUAUGCUGCAAGCGCUUGAAAAGAUGAAUUUAAGCAAUCCUUUUUGGUGAAAAACUAACGCAAAGCAGAAAAACAAGGGCUACCAAGGACAGUGCUCAGGUGCUGCUCCUAUAGCACACUAAAAUUUGCUUAAUUUGAACAUUUGCACCUGCUUCCUGACUCUUUCGCUCCUCUCGGCUGUGGCCAAGCUCCAUCUCUCAGGAUGAGCCAGAAGUCCGACUCAGAGACUGAGAGCUCCCAGGCACCGGUGAUUUAUACGGUGGAGGAACUGGAGUGCAAGAUCUGCUACAAUCGCUUUGACACCCGAGCCCGCAAACCCAAGGUGUUGAGCUGCUUGCACCGGGUCUGUGCCAAAUGUCUAAAGAAGAUGGUGGAGCUGGACUCGUCUCCGAGCAUCAUCAGCUGUCCCUUCUGUCGCCACGAGACUCACGUCCCUGACGAGGAGAUCUGGUUGCUUCAAGAUGACAGCAACAUUUUGGCUAUUCUGACUUACCAGGACCGGGCGCGUAAGAGCGGCACCACACCCAGCAGUGAGGUCCUUUUGACACCCAACAGCCUAAGCGGAGGCGAGCAGGCCCACAGCUCCUCUGACUGCCUCGUCAUCACAAUCAUGGAAAUCCCUGGAGAGUCGCAGUCCUCGGACUCUACGAGCAUGUUGAACAUGGUGCGCUUGUAUCGGCCGGCCAGCUUGGACUCUUUGCCUUGCCACCUUCCCGUGCAGAAGUGUCGGGCUUGGACGUCUCGUUCGGUCCCUCGCUUUCUAAUGAGUUUCCUCUGCCUGGUCUACUUUAGCUCGCUGCCACUGGGGAUCUACUUGCUGAUGAUUCAGCAGCUCACGAUGGGAGUGAUCUUGGUCAGCCUGGUGCCCUCCACCCUGGUCCUUUGCGUGUUCUACGGCUUCUGCCAAUGUCUGUGCCACGAGAUCAUGGAGGCCAUCGCUACAUAACACCCUACGGCCAGAGAUUGG